Necator americanus (New World hookworm) is the source of this 843-nucleotide messenger RNA. RefSeq lists its product as uncharacterized. Bases 1 to 843 code for a protein of 280 amino acids. The record is from RefSeq and is a predicted model, not a curated record. NCBI's taxonomy places the organism in Eukaryota, Metazoa, Nematoda, Chromadorea, Rhabditida, Ancylostomatidae. The transcript is spliced from 7 exons.
AUGGGUGCUGCGGUACAAAUCGUCGAUGCGAAUCCGUCCUCGAGUAGUGUCCAUCAUGUCAUUUUCGCAAACCCUAACUAUACAAGCUGCGAAAUCCGCCUUCUCUUGAUAGUACGUGUAUCGAAACGAAGAGUAGAAAGAAGACGAAUUCGGCAUCUUCAAGUGAUGACCUACGACUUCACAGGGUUGUCUCAAGAGUUCACUGAGGACUACUCAGAAGAGGUUUCACAUGGAAAGGCACCAUCCUUAAGCCGAGCGUCCAGUUUCGAUUCGAUAGACCAGGAUGCGCCACUUAAUGACUAUCUCUCCUCUGAGGAACUCGACAAACUGAGCAGCUGCUUGAGUGAGGUUUCAUCGGAUCCUGGGAAGGAGCUCUCCACUUCAAUCUUCUACGAUGUAAUACAAGCAUUGGUGGCUCUUUGGACAUGUGUCUUCUCUCUCCUUUAUUCGUAUGCGUGGCGUCAGCACAGGAAGAAAUUCAUUAUGAGCAUUUUUUUCGUGGUUCCGAUGGUUUUCACCGUAUGCAGUAUCAUUUCUGGCCUUCUUGCGACAAUGGUUGUUUUGGGCAGAAUGUUCAGCACUCCUAUCGCAUACAAAGAUUUCUUGAACAUGAGAGAAAAAAUGCUCAUCCGACAAGAUUCUGUUAAUUGUGGCAAGAGGCAACGAUCAUACUCUGGCGCUUCGUCCGUUUCUGUAACUUCGGAGGAUUACCUACCCAAACCACUGUGUCGACGUCACUCAGUCAGUCAUAACAGUCUCUGCUCAAGACCGCCGAGCGUGAAUCGCAAGUACAGUUAUGCCUACUCACACUACAACGCUUGUGACUCUGAUGAGGAUGACUAG